Molecule: messenger RNA, 2049 nt
Organism: Ilyonectria robusta
Lineage: Eukaryota; Fungi; Ascomycota; Sordariomycetes; Hypocreales; Nectriaceae
Product: heterokaryon incompatibility protein-domain-containing protein
Exons: 3
Coding region: 1-2049 (682 amino acids)
Source: RefSeq, a predicted model, not a curated record
AUGACCCUCUGCGGCCGCUGUCUGCAGGUGGUGCGCAAGGAGCACCCGAUGAUACGGAUUUCCGGAGAGGAGCCUACGGUUGAUCAUCACAACACGUUCAGGGCCCUCAGGCAGUCGGCGAAAUCGUGCGAGCUCUGCAAGGCCAUUCUCGAAUCGGCCAGGCACGAUCGGCCCCUCGAGGAGGAGGCAGAUCUAGAGCGAGCAUUCCAGGGCCUCAAGCUGCGGGUAGAGGUGAACCACUACCUUUGCACUCCGUACCAGUCGAGCCCGCCAUCUGCCAACGAUAUAAGCGCCUGGGGCCUCCGAGCGUACUGGGUCCGCGAAGAGAUGUCGACGAGACUGAUCUUGCGCAAGGAGCUAGACGACACCAGAGAGAGACCCAUCUGGACCAGCUCCCGGCCGGCUGCCGUCGAGGCCCUGCUGCCGACCAUCCUGACCUGGCUGAAGGAGUGCGACGACACGCACACGUCAGCAUGCUCCCUCGAACGCGUGCCAGAGCUCCCCGUCCUGCCCACCCGCUGCAUCGACGUCGGGAAGGCCGAUGGCUCCGCCCAGCCGCGGCUUGCCAUCUCGGGUGGCUGUCACGGGCGUUACACAACCCUGAGUCACUGCUGGGGCAAAGGCCGGCUGCCGGCGAGGCUGACGACGAGUUCCGUCCUGCCUCUGUCUGACGCCAUCCACCUCGACACGCUGCCGAGGACUUACAGAGACGCCAUUAGCAUCACGCGGGCGCUCGGGAUCCGAUACAUCUGGAUAGACUCGCUCUGCAUCAUACAAGACGAUACCGACGACUGGGAGAGAGAGUCGGCGAAUAUGGCUUCCAUAUACCGGAACGCUUACCUGAACAUCGCCGCGACGUCGGCGCUCGACAGCGACGGAGGGUGCAUGCACACGCCCAGGCCCACGACGAGCUUCCAGAUCGAGCCGGCGCCGAGAUGGUCCAGCGGCGGUCGCUUCCCCGGAGCGGGCCCCUUUCCCGGAGUGGGCCCCGGAGCAACCCGCUCGGAGCAGGCGACGCCGGCACUCGUCCGGCCAUCGGGCUCGGCGAGGAAGCUAGAAAAGGCCGCGCUGAACACCAGAGCGUGGGUGCUCCAGGAGGUGUGCCUUUCUCGCCGGACCAUCCACUUCGCCCAAGAUCAGAUGUACUGGUUCUGUGCCGAGCGCGAGGCGUCCGAGGACGGCACACACGUCCACACGCCGCACUACGGGUCUCCUCGCGCUCCGCUGCUUGGGCCUCCACACUGGCUCAUGGGCCAGAGCGACCAGAUCACCCGCGGAUCCGUGUACACCAUGUGGUGGACUCUCGUCGAGGACUACUCCUCACGCGCCCUGACCCAUGCCAGCGACAAGAUGGCGGCGCUGGCCGGCCUGACCCAGUUCUUCCAAGAGAGGCUGGGCGAGGACGAGCCGGUGGCGGGAAUGUGGAAGGCCGAACUCGUCGACAGCCUCUGCUGGACUUGCGAUCCGGUCACCGAUGAAGCCAGCAGGACAUCCCCUGGUCCACCGUCGUGGUCCUGGACCUCAGUCGACGGCCCCAUCAGGCGGAACUGCUGCAGGAUGCCCAACGAACUGCCCCGUCAACGGAGCGAAAACGAGUUCGCCAUUGAGAGCGUCGACGUCGGCUGGUCCGGCCGGCCGAUGACCUCGUCCAUCCAAGGUGGGCGACUGGUCGGGCGAGGCCUGCUGGCAGAACUGGACUUCCGCCUGGAGGAGGAGCAUCUGCACCACUGCGCUUCCGCGGGAAAGACGAGCCAGAUGGGGCAGAUGAUACUCUACUUCCAAGGCGAAUCUCACGUCGUCGGCCGGUUCAGAUUCGACCGACACGCGGGCGUGUCGAGGGGCGCUGUGCGGUGCCUUGCCGUGACGCUGAAACAAGUCACGCUGAACUUUUGUCCGCCGCAAGAACCCGUCUACUUCUGGUUCCACGUUCUGAUCUUGGAGCCGACUGGUCGAGAGGAUGGUGAGUUUCGUCGCAUCGGAGCGGGCAAGGUCUGGGCAAACUCAGGCGUGUUCGACCAGGUCCAACCACAGGUCGUGCAGAUCGUCUGA